CUCGAGUUUCUUGCGCGACUUGACGCUUUCCGGCCGUCGGAGGAUGCGACGUGGUGCGCUCUCGUGUGUGUCGCUGCGCUACCUGGCGCUGGUGGUGUACGCCUGCCUGACGACGGGCCUCUGUCUGGCGGUGUACAUGCGCUACCGACAAGCGGUCAGCUGGCGACGCUACGUCGACGCUCGGCCCGGCGAAAGCAUGUCGCUGGAGGAGUGGAUCGAGCUGGAGGGCGAACGGCGACUGGCUCGAGCGCGCGACUUUAUCCGACGCCUCUCCCUCGGACAGACCGGCCUGUCGCGCGACGCGGCUGCACGUCGACGCGCCGAACUGCGCAGCCUCGCGGCUCUCGCCAACGCGUCGACCAAAACGGCGACGGCGACGGCGACGGACACGGCGACGGCGAUGGAGGCAAACUUGGGACGGCGACUCGGCUGCGCCAACCUGUGCUCGACGCCGACAGAGACGGAUUGUCUGAAGACAACGUCGAACGGCGACGGCGACGGCGAGGGUGGGGUGGCGGUGAUCUUUCCGUUUCGCGAUCGGCACAAACAGUUGACGCGGACAGUGUCGGCGUUGACGCGUGUGUUGCGCGGCCAGAAAGUCUGCUACCGCAUGUUCGUGGUGGAGCAGGCCGGCGAGGCGACCUUCGGCUACAACCUGCUCUACCCGACGCUGGUCGGCGGCGUCAUCAAGUUCACGCGAAGCCAGUUCGUCGAGGUGAACGGCUACUCGAACCUGUUCUGGGGCUGGGGCGGCGAGGACGACGACAUGGAGGCGCGCUUGACCACCGUCGGUGGGUACCGACACGAGGCGCCGGCUCGAGCUCGCUACCGAGCCGGCGAACACCGACGCAAUCCACUCUCGCCGCUCUACUCGUACCGCAUGAAGGCUCUGCUGACCGACUCUUCGCGGAGGAUGUCGUUUGACGGGCUCUCCAGCAUCGCCUAUCGCCUCGUCAGCGUCCGCUUCACGCCCGACUGGGUCCAUCUCGUCGUCGACGUCGGCGAGCCGCCGUUCGAGUUGGACUUUUGA
Messenger RNA from Protopolystoma xenopodis, 1030 nucleotides. The record is from the annotation of a GenBank genome assembly. NCBI's taxonomy places the organism in Eukaryota, Metazoa, Platyhelminthes, Monogenea, Polystomatidea, Polystomatidae.